Molecule: messenger RNA, 123 nt
Organism: Debaryomyces hansenii CBS767
Lineage: Eukaryota; Fungi; Ascomycota; Pichiomycetes; Serinales; Debaryomycetaceae
Product: DEHA2F11946p
Exons: 1
Coding region: 1-123 (40 amino acids)
Source: RefSeq, a predicted model, not a curated record
AUGACCAGGAAGAAGAAGAAGCCUCUUGUUUUCGUGACUAGUCUCGUUGAGACAGGAGGUAUUUGUUCUUUUCAAAGUUAUUACCUCAAGUCAAUCUCGCCAAUUGCACCGAGAACACGAUAA